AUGUCAACAGAACCAGAUCGUGCUUUCUACGGUUACAAGCAUGUGAUGAUGGCAAACAAGGAACAAGCAAUUGAGACGUUAUUGCUUUCGGAUUCACUUUUUCGAUCGCAAGAUUUGGAAACGAGGAAGCGUUACGUAGCACUUGUGGAAAGUGUACGAGAGCAGAACGGUACGGUGCUUAUAUUCUCAUCGAUGCACGUCUCAGGAGAGCAAUUGAGCCUUCUUACUGGAUGCGCAGCCAUUCUCCGUUUCCCGAUGCCUGACAUUGAAGACGAUACAUUAAGUGAUGAGGAUGAAAACCCUCCCUGA
Messenger RNA from Cooperia oncophora, 309 nucleotides. The record is from the annotation of a GenBank genome assembly. Lineage: Eukaryota; Metazoa; Nematoda; Chromadorea; Rhabditida; Trichostrongylidae.